UUAAUUCCGAAAUCUGGACUCUAAACAAUCAUAAAUACUGAAGAGAUUUACGAAUUAUAAAUAAAUAAUCGCUUGAAAAUUGUGUACUGGCAUAGGACCAGCGAUAUAUCUGUGAAAUUUUGUGUGAAAAUAUUUAAGGAAUUAAUUAAGGAAUGUCAAAUUGACCUAAUAACAUAUCAGUUAAUGUGCGAAAACAAGAACGCCAGAGGAAGAAAUGAAAGCAUUGCGCGACUGGUCUACGGACAAUACGUGCAUGUUAUCUUUAAGGAAUAAUGCGUCAUUAAUGUGACUGGUGUUAAAUGAAAUACUAUUUUUAAAAUCGUGGAUAUGAGCAAUGAAUUGGAGAGAGAUGACAAAAGAUAUUUUAGUUCAUACUUAAGUAGCAAAAUCAGCUUCAAGCAACGAUUUGUUGAUCGAGAUACUGUAUAAACAACAGAAAUCAAUUAAGACACGUUACUAGUUUAUAAUAAAUAUCAUUUUAUUGUGUUCAGAGACUUUUCAACAUUUUUUUAAAAUGGCGUUCCUUUGUCCAAGUAGGCUUGGUCGGAAUAAGCAUAAAAGAGGUUACCAAAGCAUGAUGAGGAGAUUGACAGAGGGUGAUAGAUUAGACACUUUAACGCUUGAAGAUCUUGUAAAGUUAAGCUGGACAACUCCAGAAUCUCGUCGAAUUAUUAUGCAGAAUUUUAAUUCUUGUGAGUCACAAGAAAUUAAUGUCAAACAAGGUCAAAAGGUCAACUACAUUUACAGAGAAGGGGAUUGGGCAUACAUUGUUACAGACGACAAAAAGGAAGGAUUCGUCCCUUUUAUAUUUCUGGCAAAGAUUGGGGUGCCUCCUAACCCAACAAGAAAUGCUAUAGACACAGGAACUUAUACAAAAAGAUGUAGUGAGUUGAAUCCUCGUAACUUUUCUGUUGAAAGUGAAGAAACUGAUCAUAGCGGAAGCGACCUAGCAGACGACACAUUCACUUCCCCGGGAUGGUCAACUGAUUCGGGAUCAGUUACUACAGUACAAGAUUAUCCGUCAGUAAAUUUUCUAAAGACAGAACCGUUCGAAAAAGUUCCAAUGUUUUAUGAAGUGUUUUUGGAUGAAAGGACAAAUAUAUUGCAUAAAAAUCCGUUACCGUCACCAGGAAGAAGUGACGACAAUGAAAUCCCUGAUAAUAACAACAACCAACGUCUUCUUCAAUUCAAAGUGCUGUUUAACUUUGCAGGUUUAGACUUGUACGAUGUGUCCGUAAAACCUGGUGAAAUAGUGGAUCUAUUAGAUGACAGUGAUCCUGGUUGGUUUUUGGUACGAAGAUCAGAUGGUUAUGAAGGCUACGUGCCAAGUAACUAUAUCACCCAACUAACUGAACAACACACACGAGACUUUGAAAAUAGUGAUAACGAAGCGUUAGAAAGCAGACGAGUCAAUGGUCAUGAGAAAAGUCCGGUUAAUAAAACUAAAGCAGAUCAAAAUGAAAUUCCGAAAAGUUGGAAAAUCACAAAUGACCUAAAGGGGAAAAGUCCCAUCACAACAGCUAACGACAUAACUGAUGAAGCAAAUAAACAAAAGAAACAAAGACCGAAGAAACCACCUAGAAAAAAGAAAGCAAGUUUGGAUGGUUUGUCUCCAAGGCUGGACGAAUCGGUAGAUUCAAUAGACACUUUUCUAUCAGAGAGCAGUGCAGAAUAUCUAGACAAUGCUGCUAAAUCACCCUUAGACGAAUUAUCUCCAAGAUCAGACGAUUACAGCGAUUCAUCCAUUUUUGAAAGCAGUUUUAACGGUAUCUAUGGUUACAGGCAAUGUGCUCGUGGCUUGUCAGACAUGGAGUUAUCACCAAGAUCUUUGAAUGUGCAAUCCUACGACGGUAGUACGUCUGAUGAAAAGUCUGUAAGGAAAGGGAAUGAAAGACUAGAAGGCCAAACGUCUUUAGAAGAAAGAGGAGGUAACAUUAAAAAUGCAAGUAGAAAUAGGAGAGAAACUCAAGAAUCCAACUGCUAUGGAAGAAACUUUUCUUGUGAAACGAGUGACUCUUUUGAAAGUAGAUCUAGUUAUGGACGAAGACAAAAACGCCCAGUGUCGAUGCCGGCCUUUAGUUCAUAUCAGGAAUGUAAGAAAGAUUAUUAUGAUGAAUAUUUCUAUGACGAUGCUGAUACAAAAUUUGCUAACAAAUCAAAACACGACGUUAUCAAUGUAGCUGAAAUUCUACGGAUGCGAAAUGCUAAUAAAAACAAGAAAACGGAGCAUUCACAUCUGAAACAGAGAAACAUCGAAAAGAAUUCUGAAAAAUAUCAUCAGAUAAGAAAAUCAUCGUCUGCAGCGGAGUCAAAAGAUCGUAAUAGACAGUGUAGCAAUAGAGCAAAAAACUCUCAAAACCAACCGAAAUUAAAACAGUUCUUAUUGGAUUUGCCUUUAAAUAAGAUGGAAAAGCAAAAUAUAAAAACGAAUCGCCAAUGUAGUGAGAAAAAUGAUGCUAUAAAUGUAAACUACAAGGUGGAAACGAGUGAACAUAAUCAUUCUUCAAAGAAUUUGCAGAAACAUAACAAUGCAAGAAGCAUGAAUGAGUUCUUUGGAAAAGAUGUGAAGUACAAAAGUCCUGAAACGACUGAUUUUCAUCAGAAACUUGUUAAAGGAAAACCAAAGGACAACCAGUCAAGAAAAUAUAAUUCAUCAUCUGAUUUACGACAAGUAGAAACAAAACAUUCAGUAGCGAAUACAGAUUACGGAUUAGAUAAUGAAUUAGGCAAUGUGUCUAUAAAGAAUAAUAAAGAGAAUAAAAAAACUCAUAUACGACCAUACAAUUCUUCAACUGACUUGCGAGAGAUUGGUGGAAAGCCUGAUUGGUCAUUUGGGUAUCCUAGGAGAACUAAACAAAGUAUAGGCAGACAAGAAAAUAGAGGACCAUCUGGUGCAUUAACAAAUGAUACCAGAAGAGGCACAAAAAGCAGUGAAAACAGCAAUGGAGCAGACGAUGGAUUGGACCAAGGUAUUGCAUUAAAAAACAACAGAGAUCUUUACAACUUAAGACAGAAUCCUGAAUCAAGAACGGUGGGUGGUAUAGUUAAAACACAGCAAGACGAUGACAAUGAAGUAUUUUAUAAUGAAAAUGAAGAUGUAUGUUUUGAUGACGGGGCAAUGAUGGCAUUAUUAAAUCAAACAGAUAACCUACUUAACAAGACAGACAGACUCCUGCAUCGUGAUAAAAACGAUAGAACUCACAAACAAGAGGUUAACUGUUUGGCUAAUCAAAAUAAUCCAAAGAUAGACAAGCACCACAAAGAAAUACAUAGAAAUGAUAAUAAUGUAAUAAAAGACACUAAAAGUUGCUCCACAUUACACCAUUCAGAAGCUGAAACAGAUGCUGUUAAUAAAUGUAAUCUUUUUCUUAAUAAUAGUACAAUUGGUAUACAUGGUAUGACAUACUCUAUCACCGAAACUAAUAGUGAAAAUGUUUCCACGGACAAUAUAGAUGGGAAGAUAAAUUCUGAAAUCCAGCGUUGUUCUUUACAAAGUUGUCAAAGUGUGGACAGUGACUCUAGAAAAGAGAAAAGUAAUGUUAUGAAAGAUAAUUCAAGCAAAGUGGUGUCUGCUGAAAUUAAAUCCAUGGAUCUGCAUGACAUCAGGGGUAUAACAGAGUUUGUGUGUCAGUGUGACUGUGAUAAUGACAAUGACAAUAUGUUGCCAAUAAAAUAUGGGGAAAUUAUCCAUAUUGGUCUUGAUGGUCAAGGUGAUGGAGACAAGUACUGGGCCUAUAGCCCUACACUUAAAAAGUAUGGAUUUGUACAUAAACAAAAUGUUAAAAUACCUAUGGUUACCAUUAUAUAAAUUCAUAAAAUAUUCACCUUUGCAUCAAACCACUCAUGUCAUCAAAUCAUCAUUAUAAAAGUAAAACUCAGGAAUUUGAACUGUUGUUUCUCAUUUUAUUAAAGAUAAUUUCGUAUUUAUACAAAUUGUCAAUUAGAAUACUUUCUGAAAUUGAUUGACAAUUGCUAUACUCUCAUCUUUUUUGUUUUUAAGAUGGUUUUGUUCUUAAAGUCUCAAGUAUUGAAAUAUAGAUUAUUAAUAAACAUUGGCGGAAAAUAACAACCAAUUGAAGGCCAACAAGCACAUUCAUUGACUAUAUCUACAAAUGUCUUGAAUGGUGCCCCAUGGUAUUAUUAUGUACCUCAAAAUUAAAUAAAGAAUUAUGUACCUCAAAAUUGGAGUGAAAAUUAUGUACCUCAAAAUUUGAGUGAAAAUUAUGUACCUCAGAAUUGGAGUGAAAGUUAUGUACAUGUACCUCAGAACUGGAGUGAAAGUUAUGUACAUGUACCUCAGAAUUGGAGUGAAAGUUAUGUACAUGUACCUCAGAAUAAGGGUAAAAAAAUAAUUUUGUUUCUUUGCUAACAAUGAUAAAGUGCACAUUUUGAGUCAAGCAAAACUGCUCUGGAAGUAAACAACAUCCUUUUUAGAUAUUUU
Messenger RNA from Ruditapes philippinarum (Manila clam), 4441 nucleotides. RefSeq lists its product as uncharacterized. The record is from RefSeq and is a predicted model, not a curated record. The transcript is spliced from 3 exons. Gene Ontology annotation, molecular function: protein binding. Lineage: Eukaryota; Metazoa; Mollusca; Bivalvia; Venerida; Veneridae. Bases 515 to 3808 code for a protein of 1097 amino acids.